AUGCUGUCAAGCUAUUAUCCUAUGGCUGAUCAAGAACCUUUUCAUGCAGCGGUUGACAAGCUGAUGCCAAUGCGUCCUAUGGAUUAUGCUUUGCCACCGUUGAUGAUGCGAUCACGUUCAUCCUCUGCUACCUCUAGUGAAGUUACUCCUGUGUCUGAAGAAGCCAUCAGCAAUUUGCGACGUAAUAACAGUGCUGAAAAGAGCAUACGACAGCGAGCUGUGCCUACUCCACCACCACGUGCACCUUUGCCACCCACUCCACGUCCUAGUAUCAUGCACCAUCAAUUAUCAUGCCAUCCCAAGUCACCUUCUGUUGGAUCCAUUUUAGCAAGUAUACCCAACAAGCGUCCUACCACACCAGCAUCCACCAUCCAUGACAUACGACGCCCAUCUUCAACAUUGCAACUACCACCUUCACCUCCAAAUCUCAGGGCAUCGCCUUCUUUGCGCACUAUGAUCAGCUCAGCCAAUCUCAGAAUGAAACGUCAACGUCAACAACAACACCACGCUAAUGCAUGGGGAUACAUCCUUGAGCAAAAUCAUACCGAACAAGAUCGAUUGGUUGCUCAACAUUACUUGCUACGCAUGAUGUUUGGAGGUGUGGAUUACAAUGCUCCUGUAUCUCUCGACAAUAGCAACAGCUUUGGCGCCAAAUCCAACAUCGUAGUAUUGGAUGUCGGAUGUGGUCCUGGUGCAUGGACCAUGGAGAUGGCCACUUCCUUUCCAAAAGCAACAUUUAUCGGUAUUGAUAAAGAUGAUUUCUUUCCACAAGACAUCAAGCCCAAGAACUGCCAUUUUCGUCAAUACACUAUUGGAGAGGAUGGCACUCUGCCAUUUCCUGACAACAGCUUUGAUUUCAUCUAUCAGCGUGAUUUCAAUUGGGCACUCACCACUGACAUGUGGACACGUCUUAUCAACGAGUACAUGCGUAUCCUUAAACCAGGUGGAUGGGUCGAGUUGGUCGAAUCGGACGUGGAAACCAAAAGCAGUAUGCGUAUGGAAUGUGCCAUGAAUGACAAAUUGCUUGAAGGAAUGGCCCUUCGUCAUCAGGAACCCCAUAUUGCCCGUCAUUUAUCUACAUUAUUAGCGGUGAAUGGGUUCAGGCGGGUCCAAAGUCAAUUUCAAUCCUUCCCAUUAGGAUGGGACAAGGAGCAGCAAGCUGAGAAGGAAAAACAAAAUGACCCUUCAACCUUAACGCCAAGUGAACUUGCUCAUCAACAAAAACAAAAACGCAUUCGUUCGGAACUUGCAAGGUUGGCAGCAAGCCAAUACUUGUUCUUGUUGCAAUCUUUACGACCCUGGCUCUCUUUGGUCAUGAAUCUAUCGACUGAUAAGUAUAAUAAUUACAUUAUUGGCCUACCCGAAGAAUGGCGUCAGGGUCAAACAUAUACCAAUUGGCAUUGUGCAACGGCCCAAAAGCCUCCCAUCAGCAGAUUUUGA
Molecule: messenger RNA, 1440 nt
Organism: Lichtheimia ornata
Lineage: Eukaryota; Fungi; Mucoromycota; Mucoromycetes; Mucorales; Lichtheimiaceae
Exons: 3
Coding region: 1-1440 (479 amino acids)
Molecular function (GO): methyltransferase activity
Source: RefSeq, a predicted model, not a curated record